Anguilla rostrata (American eel) is the source of this 1735-nucleotide messenger RNA. RefSeq names its product chronophin-like. The transcript is spliced from 2 exons. Gene Ontology annotation, molecular function: phosphatase activity. Lineage: Eukaryota; Metazoa; Chordata; Actinopteri; Anguilliformes; Anguillidae. The record is from RefSeq and is a predicted model, not a curated record. Bases 252 to 1184 code for a protein of 310 amino acids.
CCAUAGCACUGUGAGCGGAUAUCAUUGUGGGGGUGUGGCGAUUAAUGUCAAGCGAAGGCUUGAUGUUGAGGUGCAAGUAAACCAUCCUUACGUAUGGGCUUAUUUACCGAUGUGCCUUUAGUUUCGUAAUCGGGUAGAAAAAAAGAGGUCGUUCAGAAAGCGCCAUUCUCUAUUUUUAUAGCCCGUGACGUAAUUUCCCCUGGUUUACAGGGUUGGACAGAGUGACAGUCGGUGAAAGCGCUUUAAUUGUGAUGGCAGGCGCUGUUAGAAGCCAUGGUUGCCUGAGGCUCCUGGGAACCCAUUUAAAAGAUCUCCUUUAUACGAAACACUGCGUGCUUUUCGAUUGCGAUGGGGUGAUUUGGAAUGGCGAAAAGGCGGUGGUGGGCGCGCCGGAGGUGGUGAGUUUGUUGAAGAAACGAGGCAAAAGCGUUUUCUUCGUUACCAACAAUUGCACCCGACCGAGGGACGGCUAUUUGCAGAAGUUUUCCCGACUGGGUUUCAGUGACGUCGUCCAAAGCGACAUCCUGAGCUCGGCUUACUGUUCGGCGGUUUACCUGCGAGACGUGGCCAAGGUUCAAGGGAAGGUUUAUGUCAUCGGCGGCGACGGAGUGUAUACGGAGCUGCACGAAGCUGGCGUGCCUGCUGUGGGGAGAGAACCCGAAAUUCCCGGCGCGACCAUAUACGACUGCCCCUUAGAUUCGGACGUCAAGGCGGUCCUGGUCGGAUAUGACGACAAACUGAAUUUUCUUAAACUGGCGAAAGCCUGCUGCUACCUGCGCGAUCCCGACUGCCUGUUUCUGGCUACUGACCGAGACCCUUGGCACCCGCUUCCACGCGGCAGAGUGUCACCAGGUUCCGGAAGCCUGGCGGCCGCCCUGGAGACGGCGGCGGGGCGCAAGGCCACGGUCGUCGGCAAGCCCGGUCGCUUCAUGUUCGACUGCAUCGCCGGCCGGUUCGGGGUGGACCCCGCCCGCACCGUCAUGGUGGGCGACCGCCUGGAGACGGACAUCCUGUUCGGCCGGACGUGCGGCGUCGACACGGUGCUCACGCUGACGGGCGUGUCGACGCUGGAGCAGGCGCAGGGGUACAGGGACAGCCCGGCGUCCGAGGAGGCGGCGUGCGUGCCCGACUACGUGGUGGACACCGUCGCCGACUUCCUGCCGGCACUGGGCGAGGAACGGUGACUCCCCACAGCUUUCUGGAACAGGGGGACCUGUACGGCACGGGUCAGACUUUUUUGGGCAUGGGGGAACAAUUAAGGCUCUUUAAGCCACAGAAACCAGCAAAGUACACUAAAAUGUUUUUAGUUACAAAAUACCUCCCAAAAAUGUGUGAAGUACAAUCAAAAUAGUUGAGUGUAGCAGAGGUAUAAACCAUACAAAAAGAACAGACCAGCUCUUAUUACAUAUGAAAUACUACAUAUGUCCUCAUGUAAAAUGGCCACUGGUUCUCCUGUAGUACUGUGUGUGGCCUGAAGGGUAUAAAAUCGUCACUGGCUUUUCUGAAAUACUGUGACUGGCCUGUAGGGUGUGAAGUAUCCACUGGCCCUGGUGUAUUACUGUGUGUGACCUGUAAGGUGUAAAAUAGUCACUGGCUCUCCUGUAGUACUGUGUGACCUAUAGAGUAAAAUAGCCGCUGGUUCUCUUGUAGUACUAUGUGUAGCCUGUAGGGUGUAAAAUAGUCAUGCUCUCCUGUAGUACUGUGUGGCCUGUAGGGUGUAAAAUAGUCUCUUUUU